Messenger RNA from Salarias fasciatus (jewelled blenny), 3707 nucleotides. Its product is annotated as exportin-1-like. The record is from RefSeq and is a predicted model, not a curated record. The transcript is spliced from 25 exons. NCBI's taxonomy places the organism in Eukaryota, Metazoa, Chordata, Actinopteri, Blenniiformes, Blenniidae. The coding region runs from base 492 to 3707 and encodes 1071 amino acids. Gene Ontology annotation, biological process: ribosomal large subunit export from nucleus; ribosomal small subunit export from nucleus; protein export from nucleus. Gene Ontology annotation, cellular component: nucleus; cytoplasm. Gene Ontology annotation, molecular function: small GTPase binding; nuclear export signal receptor activity.
GAGGAGGAAGUCUCCGCCGAGGACUCAGCCAAUCGCGGCGCGCGGUGGGCGGGACCCCAGUCCAAACUUUACGCGGCGCCAUCGGCUGAAAACUAAACCGAGAUGGAAUCUCCCAGUCUGAACCGGUUUCAACCGGUUGAGAGUUAGUUGCUUGAGAGAGGAGAGGAGGCGCAGGCACACAACCUCCAAACCGCCCCGCCGGAAAAUCAUUAGAGUAACGAAUUAAUUACUGAAUCAAGGUUUCAUUUGAUUCGUAAGAUGUAACGGAGUGACAGGUUGUUGGGUUUGCCGUGAUAGUAGCUUUGGAGUCCACAUCAGUGGUUGUUGCCAGCCAGACAUCACUCACUGCUGGAGCUGGAGAUAGAGUCAACGCUGCAGAAAAAUAGGAAAUCUUUUUCCAAUCAACAGUGAUACUCAAGUACUCACUAGAUCUUGUAGCUCCUCUGGCAAACGCCACUUCUUUCAGUCAGAGCCUUGGACUUUAGAGCUCUAUGCCAGCAAUUAUGACAAUGUUAGCAGACCAUGCAGCACAGCAGCUGCUGGACUUCAACCAGAAACUGGAUAUCAACCUGCUGGAUAACGUGGUGAACUGUCUAUAUCAUGGGGUGGGACCACAGCAAAGAAUGGCACAAGAAGUGCUGACACACUUAAAGGAGCAUCCAGAUGCCUGGACGAGAGUGGACACCAUCCUGGAGUUCUCCCAGAACAUGAACACCAAAUACUAUGCUCUUCAGAUUCUGGAAACGGUUAUCAAAACAAGAUGGAAGAUCCUCCCGAGGAAUCAGUGUGAAGGUAUAAAAAAGUAUGUGGUUGGACUCAUUAUCAAGACUUCAUCAGAUGCAUCAAACGUAGAGAAAGAAAAAGUGUACAUUGGAAAGCUGAACAUGAUCCUGGUCCAGAUCCUGAAGCAGGAGUGGCCCAAGCACUGGCCCACCUUCAUCAGCGACAUCGUGGGAGCGAGCCGCACCAGCGAGAGCCUGUGCCAGAACAACAUGGUCAUUCUCAAGCUGCUCAGCGAGGAGGUGUUCGACUUCUCCAGUGGCCAGAUGACUCAGGUCAAGGCCAAGCACCUAAAAGACAGCAUGUGCAAUGAGUUCUCCCAGAUAUUCCAGCUCUGUCAGUUUGUCAUGGAAAAUUCCCAGAAUGCCCCUCUGGUCCACGCCACUCUGGAGACCCUCUUGCGUUUUCUCAACUGGAUUCCUCUGGGAUACAUCUUCGAAACCAAGCUGAUCAGCACGCUGGUGUACAAGUUUUUGAACGUGCCGAUGUUCCGCAACGUGACGCUGAAGUGCCUGACGGAGAUCGCCGGAGUGAGCGUCAGCCAGUACGAGGAGCAGUUUGUGACCCUCUUCACUCUGACCAUGUGUCAGCUCAAACAGAUGCUGCCUCUGAACACCAACAUCCGCCUGGCCUACGCCAACGGCAAGGACGACGAGCAGAACUUCAUCCAGAACCUCAGCCUGUUCCUGUGCACGUUCCUCAAAGAGCACGGCCAGCUCAUCGAGAAGCGCCUCAACCUCAGAGAGACGUUAAUGGAGGCCCUGCACUACAUGCUGCUGGUGUCGGAGGUGGAGGAGACCGAGAUCUUCAAAAUCUGUCUGGAGUAUUGGAACCACUUGGCUGCUGAGCUGUACAGAGAGAGUCCCUUCUCCACGUCCACGUCCCCUCUGCUCUCCGGGAACCAGCACUUCGACGUCCCGCCGCGCCGACAGCUCUAUCUGCCGGUCCUGUCCAAGGUGCGUCUGCUGAUGGUCAGUCGGAUGGCGAAGCCGGAGGAGGUCCUGGUGGUGGAGAACGACCAGGGCGAGGUGGUCCGAGAGUUCAUGAAGGACACAGACUCCAUCAACCUCUACAAGAACAUGAGGGAGACUCUGGUGUACCUGACUCACCUGGACUACGCCGACACCGAGCGCAUCAUGACGGAGAAGCUUCACAACCAGGUGAACGGCACCGAGUGGUCCUGGAAGAACCUCAACACGCUGUGCUGGGCCAUCGGCUCCAUCAGCGGCGCCAUGCACGAGGAGGACGAGAAGAGGUUCCUGGUCACCGUCAUCAAGGACCUGCUGGGUCUGUGCGAGCAGAAGAGAGGGAAGGACAACAAGGCCAUCAUCGCCUCCAACAUCAUGUACAUCGUCGGCCAGUAUCCACGCUUCCUCAGAGCUCACUGGAAGUUCCUCAAAACCGUGGUCAACAAGCUCUUUGAGUUCAUGCACGAAACCCACGACGGCGUGCAGGACAUGGCGUGCGACACCUUCAUCAAGAUCGCACAAAAAUGCCGGCGCCACUUCAUCCAGGUGCAGGUGGGCGAGGUGAUGCCCUUCAUCGACGAGAUCCUCAACAACAUCAACACCAUCAUCUGCGACCUCCAGCCCCAGCAGGUGCACACGUUCUACGAGGCGGUGGGCUACAUGAUCGGAGCCCAGACGGACCAGGCCGUGCAGGAGCACCUGAUAGAGAAGUACAUGCUGCUGCCCAACCAGGUGUGGGACAGCAUCAUCCAGCAGGCCACCAAGAACGUGGACAUCCUGAAGGACCCCGAGACCGUGAAGCAGCUGGGCAGCAUCCUGAAGACCAACGUGCGAGCCUGCAAGGCGGUGGGCCACCCCUUCGUCAUCCAGCUGGGGCGCAUUUACCUCGACAUGCUCAACGUCUACAAGUGCCUGAGCGAGAACAUCUCGGCCGCCAUCCAGACCAACGGUGAGAUGGUGACGAAGCAGCCGCUGAUCCGCAGCAUGAGGACGGUGAAGCGGGAAACCCUGAAGCUGAUCUCGGGCUGGGUCAGCCGAUCCAACGACCCCCAGAUGGUCGGAGAGAACUUCGUUCCGCCGCUGCUGGACGCCGUCCUCAUCGAUUACCAGCGCAACGUGCCGGCCGCCCGCGAGCCCGAGGUCCUCAGCACCAUGGCCACCAUCGUCAACAAGCUGGGGGGCCACAUCACCAGCGAGAUCCCCCAGAUCUUCGACGCCGUCUUCGAGUGCACGCUGAACAUGAUCAACAAGAACUUUGAGGAGUUCCCGGAGCACCGGACCCAUUUCUUCUACCUGCUGCAGGCGGUCAACUCGCACUGCUUCCCCGCCUUCCUCGCCAUCCCCCCGGCCCAGUUCAAGCUGGUGCUGGACUCCAUCAUCUGGGCCUUCAAGCACACCAUGAGGAACGUGGCCGACACCGGCCUGCAGAUCCUCUACACCAUGCUGCAGAACGUGGCUCAGGAGGAGGCGGCGGCUCAGAGCUUCUACCAGACGUACUUCUGCGACAUCCUGCAGCACAUCUUCUCCGUGGUCACCGACACGUCGCACACGGCCGGCCUGACGAUGCACGCCUCCAUCCUGGCCUACAUGUUCAACCUGGUGGAGGAGGGGAAGAUCACCACGACGCUGAACCCCGCCAACCCCGCCAACAACCAGGUCUUCAUCCAGGAGUACGUGGCCAACCUGCUCAAGACCGCCUUCCCCCACCUACAAGAUGCUCAGGUGAAGGUGUUUGUGACCGGCCUGUUCAGCCUAAACCAGGACAUUCCCGCCUUCAAGGAGCACCUGAGGGACUUCCUGGUCCAGAUCAAGGAGUUUGCGGGCGAGGACACCACGGACCUGUUCCUGGAGGAGCGGGAGGCGUCGCUGCGUCAGGCUCAGGAGGAGAAACACAAGAUCCAGAUGUCGGUUCCGGGCAUCCUCAACCCUCACGAGAUCCCCGAGGAGAUGUGCGACUGA